This is a messenger RNA of Neolamprologus brichardi, 7391 nucleotides long. RefSeq names its product hexose-6-phosphate dehydrogenase (glucose 1-dehydrogenase) (gene h6pd). The record is from RefSeq and is a predicted model, not a curated record. Gene Ontology annotation, biological process: pentose-phosphate shunt; glucose metabolic process; pentose-phosphate shunt, oxidative branch. Lineage: Eukaryota; Metazoa; Chordata; Actinopteri; Cichliformes; Cichlidae. Gene Ontology annotation, cellular component: endoplasmic reticulum. Gene Ontology annotation, molecular function: 6-phosphogluconolactonase activity; NADP binding; glucose-6-phosphate dehydrogenase activity.
UAACUUUUUAAAGAGUGCGUCUGUUGCUGUCGAUUGCGAACAUUUCUGCUUUAGUUGCUUCGCGUGUUUUUGUAGCGCCGAAACGGCUGUACUUUUACCGAGACGCUUGCAGAGCCGUGUGUAUUGUGUGUAGCGGAAGUGAAGUGUGACAGCUAGCAGGUGGACUCGUGGGAUAAACAUGUUGUCCACCCUUCAUGUGACGUCGUGUUUUUUUUGCUUGUUGCGCCAGGAAGGCGAGCGACUGUGUGGAAAGCAGGCGGCUUCAAUACAGCAUCUGUGUCUAUGUACAGUUUUACAGUUUGUAGCGAUGACUUGUGAAUUUCGGAUCAAAUCCCUGUGGACGUUACACAGCUGGUGGCAGCUGAGCUCUGUCAGCAGCAUUUAUGUUUACUGGACUAGUUAUUGCAUUUGCUUUUUCGCCGUUUGAAAUGCUCAGGAAAAAAGAAGGACGUGAUCUAAAACUCCCCCUGCAGAUUGCUGAUGCUGAAAGUGCUCAUAUGGACCGGGCAGUUUACUAAGUGCUCUUGUUUAGCUGCUCCUUAACUCAAAAUAUCUAAUCAGCCAAUCCAAUAUGGCAGCCACUCAGUGCUUUUAAGCGUGUAGGGACGGUCAGGAGGGGCUGGCCUGCUGAGCAUCAGAAUGGGAGAAGAAAAGUGAUUUAUGUGACUUUGAAGUUGACAUAAUUGUUGUUGGUGUGAGCAUUUCAGAAACUGGUUUCUUGGUACACCUUUUAUUACUCAGGUGGUCUACCAGUGAAAUCAGGCUGACCAUGUCCGUGUCUGUAUGACCACAGUGUACCCAUCUUCUGAUGACUGUGGGAUAACUCGCCACAUCUCAAAGCUCAAAUCAUCUCAAGCUGGUUUCCUAAACACCAAUAAUGAAUUCUUUGUACCCAAAUACCCCCCACAGUCAACUCAGUGCUAGCAAGGUGUGCGUAAUAAAGUGCCAGUGAGUAGAGUUUUGUCUCUACAUGCAGUUUCGAUGAAAGUCAGACCACAUUUCAAUAAGUCCUGCUAUACUGAGAGCUCCAAAGAUUUCAUGAGGUGGCCUUUGGUGUUCGCAUUAUAUUUUGUAACUGAAAUUACUUAUUGGUAAUGUAGGAUGAAUGAAUAGGUUCUAUAGUUAUUUUAAUAUCCAUAAGUGAGCGUUUGAAUUAGUAUUAAUAGCAGUUUGAUCUGGAGUUUCUUCUUAAGGCUUGACUGUGACAGAUCUCACCACAAUGACAGAAAGCGAACACAGGAUAUCUCUUCAGUGCUUUUUCCAGUCCUCAUCAAUACUGUUCAGUUGUCAGACAAAUCUUUUAUUGUGCUGAUCGUCAGCGGACUCUGUCCAAUGCGGUUUAACUUGGCACCUGGAAAAAGCACUUGAUGUCCACAGAAUUUCCCCAGUGCCUGGAGGGUUUUUGAAUAUAAGAUAUGGAAUAGUCACUUGAUCGUAUGUGCACGGUAGAACAGAAGAUGCAGUCUUUCCCUGUUUUUCCCCUUUGCUAUUUAUAAAGAGUUUCACGGAUAGAUGAGUCAAUUUGAAGCAUGCCGGUGGAAAGGAAGAUUGUCUGUGCUGAUUUAAAGAGGAAAGAAAAUGAAAGUAGCUUUUGACUGACGAGGAACAAAGUGUCACAUGUACCAGAGCUACAGAAGAACCCUAAAGAAGCAAAAAAAAUAUUAAAAAGCUGCUGAUCUGUGAGGGAGGAUUACAAUAUAAACAUUAUACUACAAAGAAAUAGUACCAACAGUUUUGAUGACUGCAGUACUUCUAAAAAAAAAGUAAAACAAAAAAAUCAGCUGCCGCUGAAGCAGCCUGCCUUCACAAGGAUGGCCUUUGCUGUUUGCUUUGCAUUGUGCAAACAUGCAAGCUGCAGCGAUUCCAGAUAUUGGACUCCGUAAUAAAAUCAGCCUCUUUCUGCUGGUGUUCAGUUCACUGUGAAUAAUUUUCACUCUCCGUCAUAGUCACAUUUUGCGGUGAGAAAACAAAGUUCAAUAGAUACCUUUAAGAGAUUUUCGUGUGCCUGAUAGCGGUGUUUUGGAUAUUAAUGAAUGCGGAUUGUUUGCCUGUUCUCAGACUGUUCCCCUCUGAUUACAGUUUGUGACCCUGUGUUCAUCCAGCAGAGCAUGGGAUCCCCUUUGCUCCCAUUAAAUGUGUUACUUGCUCAAUAAAUGUUUGCAGGUCCUUGAAAAAUCAUCAGUAAGUUAUUUGGAUUUCCCCAAAACGCCAAGAACAGCUCAGCUCUUGUACUGGAAGCUCAACGCCCCGAGCAAAGUGCAAAAGUUACGCCCCUUAUCCACCAGUAUCCGGUAAUCAUUACACUCAUGACAGUAUCUCUGCCUCUCAAGGGACUUCGGAAAAGUUCAGGAUAGAUUUUGCUAAGGGUUUGGACCAUUAGGACCGGACAAUGUUUUUGACUGUGUUCUUCCUCCUGAUCGCGUUGUGCACCCAGGGAGGAAAUGGUAAGGAGGGUGAGGAAGCACAGAGACCUGGCCAUGUUUCGGUGGUCAUAGUGGGAGGCACGGGUGACCUGGCGAAGAAGUACCUGUGGCAGGGAUUCUUCCAGCUGUAUGUUAACCAAGUCAGUAGUGGAAACACCUUUUCUUUCUAUGGCGGGGGACAGUCCCCCACUGAAAAGGCCACACCAGUGCUCUUUGAGAUUCUGAAGGCAGUCUCCUGCUCAAAGGAUGUUUCUCAGGAGCGCUGUGCUCUGUUGAAAGACCAGUUUCUGCGGCUCGCACAGUAUCGCCAACUAAAGUCAUUAGAGGACUAUCAGGAUCUGGCCAAGCACAUUGAGCAACAGCUUCAAGAAGAGGGAAUGACGGAGGCAGGCAGGCUCUUUUACCUCUCUGUACCAGCUUUUGCAUAUGCAGAUAUUACUGAGAAGAUUAAUAGUAGUUGCAGGCCAAAAAGUGGGGCUUGGCUGAGGGUGGUGCUUGAAAAACCUUUUGGACAUGACUACGGGAGUGCUCAGGUACUGGCAUCUCAACUUCGCAGCUCACUGACGGAAGAAGAAAUGUACAGAAUUGACCACUACUUGGGGAAACAGGUGGUUUCAAAGAUACUUCCUUUUAGAAUACAAAACAAAAAAAUACUUGAUCCCAUCUGGAACAAGCACCACAUCGAGAGAGUGGAGAUUGUACUGAAAGAGACUCUGGAUGUUAAAGGUCGCAUUGCCUUCUAUGACCAGUAUGGGGUCAUCAGGGAUGUGCUACAGAACCACCUGACUGAGGUCAUGACACUGUUGACCAUGAGGCUUCCCAAGAACGUGAGCAGAAGUGAGGAAGUCCUUGGAAACAAGCUGCAGAUCCUUAGUUCCAUGCUGCCUUUAGGAAAGAAUCAAGCUGUGAUCGGUCAGUACCAAACUUACAAAGCAGAAGUUCAGCAGGAGCUGAAUAAGACCAAAGAUCACAUCAGUCACACUCCAACAUUUGCAGCUGUACUCGCACAGAUUGAUGACGCACAAUAUGAAGGCAUGCCGAUCCUUUUGAUCUCAGGGAAGAUGCUAGAUGAGCGGGUGGGAUACGCACGUAUUCUUUUUAAAAAUGACAUCUUUUGUGUUCAAAACCACAAUAACGUUCACUGCAAGCCCAAGCAGAUAAUUUUCUACUUUGGACAUGGCAGCCUUCAAUAUCCAGCGAUUCUUGUUAGUAAGAAUUUGUUCAAGCCAGCUCUAGUAGACAGUGAGUGGAAGGAAGUGACGGAGCACAAAGACGUCAACGUUUUUGGAUUGCCUAUUUCAGACUUCUACAUCCAGACUCCAAUGGAGCAGAAGGAAGCUUAUGCAGAACUUAUUUCUCACAUCUUUUUUGGACAGAAGAAUAGCUUCAUUAGUACAGAGAACCUGUUGGCUUCCUGGGACUUAUGGACACCGCUGCUCAGCAGUUUAGCCAGCACAUUUCCGCGCAUCUACCCAGGUGGUGCUGAUAAUGCAGACGUGCUGGACAUCCAUCUGAAAGGGAAAGACAUUAGCUACAACAAUGAGGUGGUGAUAAUCAGUACUGAUCAUUUGGGUGGCACAUCCACAAAUGGUUUCCAAGUGAUGCAAGGUAAAUUUCGCAGUUCUGAAAUGGUGUCUGCAUGGGCCGAGCAGCUUGUUGACAAGCUCGCUGCAGAUAUUCAGGAAGCAGCAGAGGCAGCUAUUUAUGAGGGUGGUGUUUUUCAUCUCGCCCUCUCCGGUGGAUCUACUCCCCUUGCUCUGUUUCACAGGUUGGCCAAUCACCAUUUCACCUUCCCCUGGAGGAACACACAUGUUUGGAUGGUGGACGAGCGCUGCGUGCUGCCGACAGAACUGGAGUCCAACUUCCGCAGCUUGCAUGACCAUCUACUGCAACAUGUGAGAAUCCCGUAUUACAACAUCCACCCCAUGCCAGUACAUCUCAACCAGCGCCUAUGUGUGGAGGAAGAUGGAGGAGCGCUAAUGUAUGAGAAGCAACUCAUUAAAUUGGUUAACAGCUCCAGCUUCCACUUUGUACUGCUGGGUGUCGGCUAUGAUGGCCACACAGCCUCUUUGUUCCCCGGUGGCAAAGCUGAUGAACUUGGCGAUAGUCUGGUGGCCCUCACUGAGAGCCCCUCCAAGCCACACCAGCGUAUGAGCCUCACUUUUAAUGUCAUUAAUCGAGCCCGCAAAGUUGCCCUUUUGGUGAUGGGCAAAGGCAAACACGAGCUGAUCACCCAGCUGAGCCGCGUGAAGGACAACCCAGACAAAUGGCCUGUCACUGGUGUGAAGCCUACUAAUGGUAACCUUGUUUGGUACAUAGACUAUGAUGCACUUUUAGGAUAAGAAUGUAAUCUCUACCUUGCAAUCAGACAAAUGUCUUUGGAGCUGCUUUAAUUGGACUGUUGGUUGGUGAGAAAGAAUAUAUGAACCAGCACAUAUAGGACCAUAUAGGAAAGGUUAUUAACUCAAAUCACAUGUACUAAGCAGAACUGCUAAACUCUUUCAGGCUUCUAAUUUAUUUCCCUCCUUUGAGAUCAUAACAGUGUAUGCAUAGACCAAAUUUGAUCAAAAUAGGAAAUCAGUUGAACAUUGUUGAAAACAGCCCUUUGUUGGUGUCCAUGUGGUUGUGAAGCAGCGAAGAAGUUUGUGGUUUCUUACAAUUAAAGAACUGCUCAUCUUCAGUAAGGAUUGACUAAUGGAACAGGAGUUUUCCACAAGGUGAAUGUAAGGUGUAAGUGUUUUAUAAUGUGACGAUAGCCCUGACUUUAGAGUUAAGCCUAGUUUAUUGCACUGCAAUAAAUCCGCAUCACAACCAUAGCGAGUGGACAUAGUUUGCAUUGUACGCUGGUGCAUUGAACUGCCAUUACAAGUGGAACUGAGCCGUUUAUGUUGGACUUGGAGCUAAUAAAUUUUGAUCAAUAGUUAGUUUUACAGCCCCACAGGAAGUAGAUAAGAUUUCAGAAACAACCCAGUCUAUACAGGUGUACUCAAAAAAUAUUUAUGCCCAAAAUGCUGACUUUAGGUAAUUUGAUUACAUGUUUAUUUUCCAAGCAUUUGUGUUACAUAAUUACAAUAUAAGAAAUUACAUUUAAUGCAAUCUGGUCAAAUGAAAUAUACUUGACUGGUACACAUUUAGUUUAUACCAAGCAUUAACCUACCACCUAGCAUAUUUUCCUUAAUGAUAAAUUAUAUGAAUAAAUAAACAUUUUAUAUAUAUUUUAUAUAUUUUAGUUUCAUUUUUCUGAAAAUUUGAGUUUAUGAAGGCAAAUAAUUACUUUUUUAAAAGUUAUGUUGGAGCUUGGGAAACAAGAAUAACAGCAUGUAUCAACUUUCAUUAGCACAAUAAGCAAGCUAUACAAUUACAGCCUAUUAGAUUUUGUUAAAUAGAGGAAUUAUACUGGUGCUAAUCAAUAAUCUGUGUUUACAGAGGAUAUUACCAAACAUACCUGUCACACCUGUUGACAGUGCAUGUCAGGCCAAAGGAUAGGUUAUGGCGUAAGUUUAACACGGUACUAUAAACCAGAAAUGAGUUAGAAGGGAUGCUGAGUGUAUGUAAUUUGUCAUUAAUGAAAUCAUUGGUCCAUGUUCUUAAAAGUUUAAACCUCAUAUGAAUAUUUUUUUACGUGUGUGGGUGAAAUGCAUAUGAAGAUUUUUGAUCAUUUAAGUCUAAGUGUGAAGUGAGUGGGAAUCUAGAGGAAUAUAUGAAGUUUCCUUUGCAAACUACACAGCGCAGACGAUUGUUGUGUUGCUGGAAGACAGUUACAACACACGGAUGAAUUAAGGUGUUUGUAUGUGUGAAUUACAACAGAUCUCAGGUGAAUUUAAAGAUAUCCAGUUUACUGUAUAAUCUGCUCUUAUUGGAUGAAUGUUUUAUUCUGUUGAGUGGUACUGACAUACAUACACAAUCAGGUGAUGUAAAAUAUUUGUGUUUUACUAAAGAGAUAAUCACAUUCCCAUACUCACAUCACAUUUUUCUUCUAUUAAUGUGACCUGGAGGUGCUUUGAGUCAAAAUGAUUCAAAACAACAUUAACACUACAUCAUAUUUUUGGUUUCUUUAUUGAAGACCAUCUUUAAAUAAAAGCUCAAUUCCACUAAGUGUCAGCAGUGGUGUUGUCUUUGUGCCUCAAGAUUAGGAACAAAGUAAGAAAACAUUUGCUAAACACAUCCGUCAUCUCUUCAGCUAUAUUAGUGUGUUGUGAAUAUGGUGUUUAACAAAUUUAGUAGACCACCUGCCAUUAAAAACAAGACAAUACAGAAAAAAUGUAUUUAUUUAAUAGGCAAUUAUUUAUUUAAUGAGCUGGGAAACUGAAUUGUGAGAAGUCAGAAAUAUAUUGAUUAGUCAAAUGAACAUUCAGUCACUAAAACAAUUUCUUCUCUCCAGGAAUGGAAGUAAAUAACUGCAAUUUGGCAUCUUCAUCAAAAAUAAUAAUUUGCGAAGUUUACUGGGUUUUUUUUUCUGCUUUCUUUUAAGCAUUAAAUGUAAAAAUUAACGGAUGAAUGCAUCCGUUAAUUUAAUAUUUAGCAUUAAAAACAUUUUGAUUAAAGAGCUUGUGAAUACUGGUGUGUUAACAUUGCAGGAAACAUAAAAAAAUGACUGUGUUAAUUACAGAUACCGUUAAUUAAGGGCAUCAGUGAUCUAAGUCUUUCAUUGGGCGGUGGUCCAGAAAGAAAUUGUUAAACACUGUGGUUGAAGGCAAGUGUAAAUCAACAUUAUACAUUAUUGUAUUUCAUAUGAUGCAACACAGAUUUUCUGUUGUAGUAAGCCACAGCAGUUUAGUCUGAUUUCCUCUGCAUCACUGCAUUUUUGAAGUGAUUUGAUUUCUUCUUCAUACUUUUAUAUCUUUCCUCCUGCUUUAUAUUUGAGAAUUUUACAAAGUGAUUUGUAUUGAAUGCAUAUGUAACAUAUGAAAUGAUGUUUGGGAGUCUGUCAAUACAGUCUAUAAUAAGAAAAUUUUAAAAAGCUGGGAG